GUUGGCACUGUUCUUCCUCAGCGAAGCCCGGUCAUCGAAGGAGCACAAACUUUGCUUGGCAGCCACUAUAGUCAAGUACUUCAAAGCGACAGGGGGCGUGCACAAACGGAAACGGUUCCUGGCAGACAAGAGAACGUCGAAGCGCAACGUCAAGCAAGGCACAAGUGCGAAGGCAGAGACUGUCAUCAAGCACAACAAAGACAUGAACAGGUUCUUGCUGGCUGACGCUUUGGCUCUUGCAGCCGUCUUCUUGGAUGGAAGGCUGUCGAAACAUUUCCAAGGCCAGAAGUCAAAGACCUGGGUGGUCUCUCAGGAUGUGCCCCACGGCUGCAACAUACAUCGGCCUGCACGGCUUGAUGACAUCCCCUUCGAGGCCUCUCGUCUCAUGCCUGUGCAUAUCCUCGGCACAUUGCAGUGGCUCGGACGCUUGACGGUGGGCCCGGACGACCUUCGCAGAUCCUUUUGGAAUGGCACGAAUGCUCGUGUCUUCCAAUCUUGGACUGGCGGGAAGUCCGUGCCCCAAGUGCUGGAAAAUGUUCAGCGCCACUUGGAAGAGCAUCGUUUGGCUUUAAAAGCACGGAAAGCCGACACGAAAGCUCUUGCUAAGCUGCAGCGGACUCUGACACCUGCCAUGAUCUCUUGGAAUGCGUGCCAAGCAGUGACAUGUUUGUCGAAUUUUGCUUUCCAGAAGAGAA
Molecule: messenger RNA, 695 nt
Organism: Symbiodinium necroappetens
Lineage: Eukaryota; Dinophyceae; Suessiales; Symbiodiniaceae
Source: the annotation of a GenBank genome assembly